Messenger RNA from Serendipita indica DSM 11827, 876 nucleotides. The record is from the annotation of a GenBank genome assembly. Lineage: Eukaryota; Fungi; Basidiomycota; Agaricomycetes; Sebacinales; Serendipitaceae.
AUGUCAAAGAUUAUUCUGUACGACAUUCCAUCACGGCUAUCCCCGCAGGCGUGGGCUCCAAACCCUUGGAAAGCACGUUAUGUCCUCAACUACAAGCGCCUGGCUUACGAAACUCACUGGGUGUCCUAUCCCGACAUUGCCGCUCUUUGGCAGAAAUUGGGUCUAUCUCUACUUGAAAAUGAGCCCAAUUCGACUCUUCCGGUCAUCUCUGUCCCUUCCAAAGACGGCGGGCCCCCUUCGGUCAUCGCCGACUCGUUCAAGAUUGCGCUAUUUCUAGAUCGCGAGUAUCCAGACACUCCUCGUGUCCUGCCACCCAAUACAGUCGCUCUCCAAGCCGCGUUCGUCCAGCACGUCCUUGCGACCACAUUUGUCGCACAUCUCCGUCCCAUGAUUCUCCAGCGUGUUCUGGAAAAAUUAGACGAGCGAGGAGCGGAAUAUUUCACCCGCACACGCCAAAAAUGGUACUGUCCAGAGGGUGUAUCCAUCAAGGAGCUAUGCCCUCCUGGAUCCGAAAAGUAUAAACAACAAAUGGAAAAGUUGCGUGCUGGAUUGAACACGAUCAAUGGCUUCCUCCUCUCCAAUGGCCAACUUGAGGACGACGCCAUGAGCCCGUUGCUCGAAAACUAUCCAUCCUCCCCGUUGACAAGCUCUCCUUCAGGUUACCGACACUGGGUCAUGGGAACGGAUGGUCCGACUUUUGCAGACUUUUGUCUGGGAGGAAUCCUUGUCUGGGUGCGAACUGUUGGUGGAGAAGGUCUCGAGGGUCCAGAUGGGAAAGGUGGGAAUAACGAUCUCUGGAAAAAUAUCUCUACAUGGAACGGAGGUCGUUGGGCACGAUUUGCCAAGGCACUAGAGGAAUGGGAGACGAUAGUAUGA